This is a messenger RNA of Lipotes vexillifer (Yangtze River dolphin), 1317 nucleotides long. Its product is annotated as SPARC-like protein 1. Bases 1 to 1317 code for a protein of 438 amino acids. The record is from RefSeq and is a predicted model, not a curated record. NCBI's taxonomy places the organism in Eukaryota, Metazoa, Chordata, Mammalia, Artiodactyla, Lipotidae. The transcript has 4 exons.
AUGAAGUCUGUGAUUUUUUUCCUAUUCAUUUUGGAAACUGCAGUUGCAAUCCCGACACAAGCAAGGUUCCUAUCUGAUCAUUCCAACCCAACUGCUGAUUCCUUGAGUUCCUUCCAACAGGCUGAGAUGUUGGUACCAUCUGAGCACACUGCAAUCCCCACUGUAAGGGCUGAAGACGCAGAAAAUGAAACUGAAGUGUCCAUAGAAGACCAUCCCACUCAUAAGCCUGAAAAAUCUUCAGUACUAAAGUCAGAGGAGGAAAACCAUGACCAGUCAGCAGAUCAGGACCAGAGUUACAGCCAACACCUGGGAUUACAGGAUCAAGAGAAAAGUGAAAGUGACUUAAUUGAGAAUUUGGGGUAUACACCAACUGAAGGUACACUGGACCUAAAAGAAGAUAUGAGUGAGCCUCCAAAGGAAAAACUCCCGGAGAGAUUCCCUGGUCAUGAUGUUAGUUCCACUGUAGAUUCUAAUCAACAAGAAAGCAUCACAGAGACAGAGGAAAACCAAGAACAACCUAUUAAUGGCUCACAUCCUCAGCUGAACGGGAGCAGCGAACAUAGCCAAGACCUAAGUGUUCAAGGAAACCAAGAGCAGGGUCCAAAUAUCCCAAAUGGGGAAGAGGAGGAGCCAGGUCAAAUUGGUACCCACAAUGAUAGCCAAGAAAGAGAGAGAGACGCUCCCGAGCAGCAUUCUACCAGCAACCAGGAAGAAGACAGUACACAGUCUGAUGAUAUUUUGGAAGAGUCCUAUCAGCCAACUCAAGUAAGCAAGAUGCAGAAAGAUGAAUUUGAACAGGGUGGCCAAGAACAAGAAGAGGAAAUCUCCAAUGCAGAAAUGGAAGAGGAGACUGCAUCAAAAAUCAGUAAGCCCAAUCAAGAUAAAGAAUGGCAGAGCCAAGAAGGACAGCCUGGCCUUGAAGUUAUCAGCAACCAUGAGGAGAUGGACAAAAAGACUCUUUCUCAGCCUUUGCUGGUGGAGCCUACGGAUGGUGGUAACAUCAUGCCCAGAAAUCAUGGGACUGAUGAUGACGGCGAUGAUGGCCCCAGGCACAGUGCGAGUGAGGAGGACUUCAACCCAAGCGAGGCUUUCCUGGAGAAUGAAAGAGCUCAAUCCAAUUACUAUCACAUUAACUAUGAGGAGCAAAGAGAAAAAGCACGUGAGAAUGAGAAUGUAGAUACCAGCGAACCUGCAGAAAACCGAGGGGCCAAGAAAGCAGAAAGCUCACCGAAUGAAGAUGACAGUUCAACUGAAGGCAACACAAGGGUGCACAGUGUCGGUGAGUACGGGCUAAGCAAGCAGCCUGUGACUAUAUGA